Apiotrichum porosum is the source of this 300-nucleotide messenger RNA. RefSeq lists its product as uncharacterized. The transcript is spliced from 3 exons. The record is from RefSeq and is a predicted model, not a curated record. NCBI's taxonomy places the organism in Eukaryota, Fungi, Basidiomycota, Tremellomycetes, Trichosporonales, Trichosporonaceae. Bases 1 to 300 code for a protein of 99 amino acids.
AUGUCUCCUAGACGCCGGUUGCAAGUGUGGCACUUGGAUGAGUCGACUGCUUCGGCAGUCAUUCGCCUGCCGACGACAGCGUACCAGCGUGCCAUCCGGGGCAACUACCACCAGUGCGGUCUUGUCGGCCACACGGUGGCAGACUGCCCCGAGCACAGCCGCCGCGCCAGCGGCGGCCAGGCCGCACUGAGCAAGCGCGCCGCGACUCCCCUCUCAUCGCCGCAUGGUAGGGGCGUGCUCGUACUCGCCGGAAUGAGCGCCGACAACCCCCUGGACCUCGCCGGGACGACGCAGAGCUAG